Linum trigynum is the source of this 1972-nucleotide messenger RNA. NCBI's taxonomy places the organism in Eukaryota, Viridiplantae, Streptophyta, Magnoliopsida, Malpighiales, Linaceae. The record is from the annotation of a GenBank genome assembly.
UUAAGUCCGACUAAUUGGAAAAUUAAGUCUACCUAGUCAAUGAAAAGUCAAAAUAACAUAAAUACGAAUAGAUACUAUAAGAGAACGAGACAUUAAUGGAUCAAUAAUGGAACGGGGCGGGACAGGACGAAUCAAAAGUAGAUACGCAUGCUCCAUCCCACACUACUGCGAGUCAAAUAAUACCCGCCCAUAACAAAUAAGUUCGAAUAAUACGCAAUCAGACGGAUUCAAAUUGCCAUCCCACUGCCAAGUAGCCAACGACCCAUUAAACAUUAAACAUUUAAACUCCUUCCUUUUUCAUUCCCUUUCGCCCCUUUUCCCGAUCCGAGUUAAAAAGAAAGGGUUAAGGCAAAAGGCUCUCGACUUUUCCUUCCUUUUCUUUCAUCGCCCACAUAUUUCAGCUCAUACGCUACCUAAAGCCUAUCUCCCCAGCAAGAAAACCAAACAGAGAGAGAGAGAAAGAAACCGCUCUGAAAGCAAAAAAGCUUAGACAGAGAUCGAUAGAGAUCAAUUCAUUACAUGGCGGCAGCUUCCUCCACCACGCAGCUGCUGAGCCUACUAAACCACCACCAGCAGGCGGUGGCUGUUGGCGGCGGCGUGGGAGGAUUUCUCGACCACAACUCGGUCCCGGCGACGUCGGAGAAUCCCACCAACAGUACUAGCGACAACAACAACAACAACAACAGUAGCAAUAACGAUGACAACAACAACAACAACAACCACCUAGGUUUCUUCCCUAAUUUCCCGCUCCACCAGAACUUCAUCUUCUCUCAGCUACUAAUGAGCGGCGGCAGCGGCAGCACCAACGACACCAGCUUGUUAGCUUCCUUGCCUCCUUCUCAUCACGAUCACGAUCACCACCACCACCACCACCAAACCCUAUCUUCUUCUUCUCCCUCCGCCGCCGCCGCCGCCGUCGUCGUCGCGACUACUAGUUCGCCAACUGAGUUGAAGGCCGGUCUCAUAGAUCCCGAUCUGCUUUCCUUGCAGAGAUCCGGUGCAGCUAAUAAUCUCUGGGGAUGGGGAGAUUUGGGCGGCGGAGAAUGCAGGCUAACAACGCCCGCUGCCGGCGGCAAGAAGACAACCGUCAGCGCUAAUUAUAGCUAUGGCGACAAUAAUAACAAUAGUAACGGCAAUAUCGACGACGGCGGCCGUCACCGUUUUCCUGGGGUUAAUAAUAGCGACGGCAGUAACUGCGUGGCCAGUAACGGCAACAAUGUGUCGGCGGCGGCGAUGAAGCUGAAGAAGAUUAGGGCGGCGGGAGGCGGCGGAGGGUGCAGGAAGAAGGUGAGGGAGCCGAGGUUCUGUUUCAAGACGCUGAGCGACGUUGACGUGCUCGACGACGGCUAUAAGUGGCGGAAGUACGGCCAGAAAGUCGUCAAGAAUACCCUCCAUCCCAGAAGCUACUACCGGUGCACGAAGGACAGCUGCAGGGUGAAGAAGAGAGUGGAGAGACUGUCCGAGGAUCCAAGAAUGGUGAUCACAACGUACGAAGGCAGGCAUGCACAUUCCCCAUCCCACGACCAAGACGAAGACGGCCACUCUCCUUCUCAUCUCAGCAACUUUUUCUUCUAAUAAUUAAAAUAUAUAUAUAAUUAAUGAACCUAAUGAUUAAAAGAAAAUAUAUAUGUAUAAUUUACUUGUUAUUUUUUCGUUCGAUAAAUCUUCGAUCUAUGUAUGUAUAUGAUCGUCUGUAUUAGUUACGUUGGUACGUGCUUUGUUUUGCGCCUUUGAAUUUGCUAUAUGGUUUCUCGUGAACGAUAAUAACCGGGCCGGGGCUGCUGCUUACUUUUUCAGUCUUGUUUGAGAAUGGGCUUGCAUGCAUGCAUGGGCUUCCAAAGACAUCAGGUCCUUUAUGGACCAGCUCAUUUUCUCUAGUCCGGCCGUUGUUGGCCCAAAGCUUCAUCGGGCUUUCCUCCUUGGAUGCAUAUAGAAGACUUCCAAGCACCUAAAACAAAGGUUCAGGAAAACC